This is a messenger RNA of Ceratitis capitata (Mediterranean fruit fly), 2149 nucleotides long. RefSeq lists its product as uncharacterized. The transcript is spliced from 4 exons. Lineage: Eukaryota; Metazoa; Arthropoda; Insecta; Diptera; Tephritidae. The record is from RefSeq and is a predicted model, not a curated record. Bases 184 to 2016 code for a protein of 610 amino acids.
CUGAUUGGUAAAGGCAACUGACUCAGUUGAAUUCUACAAAGACAACAGUAAUAAGUCGACUGUCAAUAUAAACGGAGCGUUUUCGUAGCAGUUUAGUAAAAUAGAGUGAAUAUUUUGAUAAGAAACCAAAGUGACAAAGAUAAAUUCUUUUCUCUAUUUUAAGCAAUAAAAUACUAAAUAAUAAUGGGCGCUACAACUUCAAUACAACCCGGUGCUGUUUUUCAACACGAAAACUGGGUUCAUUCGUCACCCUAUCAACCGAUUCCGCCAUUUGCCGUUAUUGGUGGACACGACUGUGACGGCACUCCCAUCUAUGUGGGUCGCUCAUUUCACGAAGGCGAUAAUUUACCCGCUAAAGUAGUACCGAGCAAGGGUACUGCCUACGUCUGCUGGGGUGGCCAGGAAAUCACAAAAUCACACUAUGAAAUAUUGGUGGGUCAAGGUUAUGUUUGGACGACAUGUUAUGGUGGUUCAGUACCACCGAACGCUGUACGCAGUGGAACCACACGCAACGGUGAACCAUUGUAUAUUGGACGCGGUCAUCAUGCGAACAGCUUGACAGUUGGUAAAAUUCAUCCAUCCCACGGUUGUUUGUACAUACCGUUUGGUGGGCAAGAGGUACGUUUGAGCUCAUACGAAGUUCUCACCAAACAAGCCACCGAUCAUUGGGUGCAUACAAGUCCGAAUUUUGCACCACCCAAUGCCGUUGUAGCUGGUUACGAUACGGAUCGUGCGCCCAUAUAUGUGGCACGCGCCAUGCAUCAAGACUAUAAAUGGGUGCAUUCGUCCGCAUACGCUUCGAUGCCGCCAAACGCCGUACUGGGCGGUAAUGACUUUGAUGGCGACACCAUUUACGUCGGUCGUGCGUUUCACAACGGCGACACACUCGUGGCAAAGGUGGUGCCUAAGAAACAAAUCGCUUUCGUCUCCUGGCGUGGGGAGGCCAUACCAAAGGAUCAUUUUGAAGUACUUUGCGGCACAAAUCUUACCUGGCGUCAAUGUUAUGAUCAUGUCAUACCUGAGAACGCUGUUGUCUGCGGUAAAACGGCGUUGGGUCAACCCGUUUACAUUGGGCGUGGUCACUAUGAAGGCAGUUUGAGUGUUGGUAAAAUUUCGUCGGUGCAUCGUGCGCUAUUUAUACCCUUUAAAAAUGCAGAACGCCGCCUGGAAUCCUAUGAAAUAUUGAUCGAGCAGAAACGUAGCGAAGGUUGGGCCGUCGAAGAAUUGGCGCCGCCACCGCCGCCACUACAAGUAGACGUAAAGCCGCCUUACCCAGUGCCACCAAUUGAGGACGUGAAACCAUAUGCCCCACCCGCAGAUGUCAAGCCACCAUUGGGACCACCACCACAAAUGCUCAUGCCAAUGCCAACACCACCGCCGCCACCAGGACCACCGUCACGACCAGCAUUCUCAACUGAUCCCUACAGUCCACAUGCUCCCUCUCCACCACAUUUCGAUCCACCACCACCAUAUCAUUCAAUUGGCGUACCUGUUUAUCCACCGAUCACACCGGCACACACCUAUGUACCACCUGUAGAGCCACAACCAGCUGACACGUGGGUCGUUUCAAGCGCCAACUAUACGCCACCCAAUGCUGUACACGCCGGGCACGACACUGAUCUCUCGCCGAUUGUUGUCUGCCGUUGCUUCCACAAUGGUGAUUUAAUACCAGGCAAGGCUAUACCAAGUCGUGCUUGUGCUUAUAUCUCAUACUCGGGUCAAGAGAUUCCAAAAACAGAUUUUGAGAUUCUCAUCGGUGAGGGUUACCAUUGGGUACCGGCAUCGAAUGGUGCGGUGGCAUCGGGUGCCAUCGAAGCUGGUCGUACUAGAGAUGGCGAGACUUUGUACAUUGGUAGAGCUCAUUAUUGUGGUAGUCUAACACCAGGUAAAAUUCAACCUUCGCAUGGUGCGCUCUAUAUCGCUUUCGGUGGCUGCGAGCGUCGCAUUACGAACUAUGAAGUACUUGUACGCCGCAAUGAUUUCUACCGAGAUGAAGCUAUGAAGAUUUGCUAUUGAAUUGUGUAAUGUACUUAAAGCUAAUGAACUAUUUAUGUAUUUAGCUAUCCAUCGUAUGUAUAUUUUAGCGGAUCUGGCGACCGCCGUGUCGCUCCAAUAUUACGCCUUCAGAUAAACUCCACAGUGAUAAUAA